CGGCUGAGUUUAGAGGACAAUCCAUCAGAACUCAGAAGGAGCAGCUGCCUGCAAGAAUCAAGCAUCACAAACUAGACAUGGAUUCUUCUCCAGGUUGGUUGAAGCGUGCCCUUAUUAUCUUCUUCUUCGGUGUGAAGGCCAUCAUUUUCGGUAUGGUCGCCGAGAAUAAACUGCCUGUUUUUGGGAAAAGUAUCAUCACGGGAGAAGAUGAUGACUCAAUGGUCAUGUGCGAGCUCCCUCGUCUCAGCGUCGCCAUGGGGAGCCUCUCCGUGCUUUCGCUGCUACUGACCGUUCUCGCCGGCCACUUCGCCGUUCUAUACCCCUACACUGGCAAGAAGAAGACCGCCCACCAGCCAGAGAUUCCUCGUCGAGCUCUGUUCCGCAAAACCAGCCUCACCAUCUUCUUCGUCAUGGCGGAGUUGGUGUCGGCAUCGGCUCUGGCGAUGCUGUUCUGGGCGACCAUCACGGAGCAUGCCAACCUCCGGUACAUGCCGACGAUGCUGCCUGACGGGACCCUGAGCUGCCCGUCGACGGCCAAGACGGACGGGAUGUUUGGUGGCGGUGCCUUGCUGGCCCUCGACGCCACGCUCAUGUGGUUUGUCUGCCUGCUCAUGUCUCUCGAGGCCCGGGCCAACUACCUCGACCUCCACGGAGGAGUCCAGGACGACAUCGACGAUGGCAGCAAAAAGAAACUCGAUCUCCACGGAGACCAUGACAUCAACAACAACGGCAACAACAAGAAACUCGACCUCCACCAAGACGAUGACAUCGAGGACAGCAACUAAGAAACGUGACGGUGACGAUGUUGCCUUCGCGGAGCUUUGCUUGAUCACGGUGAUGAGGCCACAUAGCGAUCAAACGGUGCCAUGGUGUAAUGUGUAAUAAAAACAUGCCAUGUCAUCACCGAAAGCAUCCCAAACUGCUUU
Molecule: messenger RNA, 926 nt
Organism: Lolium perenne
Lineage: Eukaryota; Viridiplantae; Streptophyta; Magnoliopsida; Poales; Poaceae
Source: RefSeq, a predicted model, not a curated record